Molecule: messenger RNA, 1574 nt
Organism: Toxotes jaculatrix (banded archerfish)
Lineage: Eukaryota; Metazoa; Chordata; Actinopteri; Toxotidae
Exons: 5
Coding region: 413-1249 (278 amino acids)
Cellular component (GO): mitochondrion
Molecular function (GO): glycine N-acyltransferase activity
Source: RefSeq, a predicted model, not a curated record
AUAAUAAUAAUAACCACACGUUUUAACACAUAAUAUGAACUAGCAUCUUGACAAAAUAAUACACAUUGUGUGACUGAAAAGGAGCAGGAAGAGUGGAAAAUUAAGUUUUCUUUCAUUUCCUUAAUGGCAUUCCUGAACGUGUUCGUCAAUACGGAUUUUAUUUUGAAAGUCAAAAGGGAACCAUUUCCUUUUAAAAUAAAGCUUUUAUUUUUUUAAUUUCAGACAGCCAACUAUUCUGUGUUUGAGCCAGUGAUUUUACAGCCAUUAGUUUGAGCAGGCAAGCCCAAAUAGUGUGUGGGCGAUGACCGACUAUACAUGAUUUAUAAAGGCUCAAGCAGUUUUAGUGGAACAGAUAAGUUGACGCCGACAGUCAGGAUAAGGUUUGUCAGUAACGAAGCUCCGCUACUUAAACAUGAAGGUCCUAAACAAGGAGGAACUGCAGAUUGCUGAAGGAGUUCUGCUUAAACACUUACCGAAGAGUUUUAAGGUCUACGGAUUCCUAUAUGGUAUUAACAGGAAUAAACCAAGUACACUGGAGGUACUCGUUGAUACGUGGCCUGACUUUAAGGUCAUCAUUUGCCGACCUGAUCCCAUGAACAAGCAUGCCCUGGAGCUGAGGAGAAAGGUGACAUACUACAGCAUGGAUGAGCAGAUUUUAAGGAAAGUGCUGACUGAGGAGAAUGCACUUGACUGGAGUACUUAUUUCCUACUUGGAGGAUUUGACUUUUCUCAUGCCCCCAUGCUCAAACAAGUGUCUUCUGACAGAAAAGUUAACAACAAAUGCUAUACUUUGGUGCAUCUUCUGUAUUUGCCGGACAGCAGCCAUCUUCUCACACCGACAGUUGACAGUGAGCUUGAAUCAAGGAUUUCGACACUUAACCUUUCCCAUGUUGACCUGGUGAAUAAGACCUGGAAGUUUGGAGGGAAUGAGCAGGGUUACAAUAACAUUAAGAACCUUAUCAGCAACUUCCCGUCAUGCUGCAUCACUAAUGGCCAGGGUCAACCGGUGUCCUGGAUUCUGGUAUACGAUUACUGUGCCAUGGGUAUACUGUACACUCUGCCAGAGCACCGAGGGAAAGGCUAUGCCAAAGUGCUGGUCAGCACCAUGGCCAAGAGACUCCAUGAUGAGGGCUACCCAGUCUACUGUUUCAUAGAGGAGGACAACUUGGUCUCCUACAGACUCUUUAAAAGUCUGGGCUUCAUUGAGGAGCCCUCAUACAGGGCAGCGUGGUUCGAAUUCAACUUUUGAUUUUGUAACUGGUGUAAUUUUUUUGCAAUUCUUGUUUUGAAAGUAUAGCUGACAUAUAAACAUAACUUGUAUCUUAAUGGAUAAAAAUAUGAAUGAAAUGUAACCAACAUUAAAAUGAAUGAAUAACACUUACUGUCAUUGCUAUAUAUGACAUUUUAAAGUAAUUGUAAUCUUCUUGGUCAUACUGUGCAUUGUCAUAUUUUUUAGUCCAAACUUUACAGCUUCUCCAAAGCAUUGCAUCCAAAAAUUGAUUGUAAGAAUAUUGGUAUGCGUUUAAGAGGCAUUAGCUGACAUAAAUAAAUAAUAGUCUUUUAUUCCUGUUUUA